Molecule: messenger RNA, 4937 nt
Organism: Cyprinus carpio (common carp)
Lineage: Eukaryota; Metazoa; Chordata; Actinopteri; Cypriniformes; Cyprinidae
Biological process (GO): regulation of transcription by RNA polymerase II
Molecular function (GO): RNA polymerase II cis-regulatory region sequence-specific DNA binding; DNA-binding transcription factor activity, RNA polymerase II-specific
Source: RefSeq, a predicted model, not a curated record
UUCUCUGAGUUGAGCGUAGUAAUCGGAUGUAGUCCAGUUUAUUGUCCAAAGAGCGUUCGUUAGCCAGUACGAUGGUGGGGAUAGAUGGCUUGUGUGGGUUAGCUAGGUUACCCAGAUACCUCCGCGCUUAUCCCUCUUCCGCUUCCUCUCACGCCGCUUGUGGCGCCUCCGCUGUGGUCGAGAUGCAGUAAUGGGGGUCGGUGAUGGUGUAGGCCUCUGGAGCAGACCGAGGUCCCGCAGCUCUUCCACGUGCGCGGAGUUUAACUCUAAAAAUGUUGUCUGCCGACAUCCAGCAGAAACUCACGACUGUAUGUGUGCUUUAAGACAGGUAGACGUGAUGAAGACGUACAAAAACACUGUGACUCACAAGAAAAAAAAACACGAAAACACCGUUCUGAUGGGAGAGAGAGAGAAGUCGCUGUGUGUGGACACGACGCCAUCUUGGAAGAAGGGAGGUAUCGGUCGCCGUCUCCCCUGUAGUGGGCCACAGGCUCCAAACGGUAGUGUCUGUUGCCGCCUUCCCUGAUACAGGCCAGAGACUCAGAACUACAAACCAAACUACAACAAGAAUACAUUUGGCAAGGUUACGAACACAUUAAAGAAUCCAUGUGACACUAUUAUAAAGAUGGCAUUAAUUAAAGUGGAGAGUAAAUACAUGAAGAUUGAAGAAACAUUCAGAGACAAACAUGAAGAUACUGAGGAACAAACAAAGAUGGAGUUUAUUAAAGAGGAGAGUGAAGACAUGAAGAUUCAAGAAACAUUCAUAAUCAAACAUGAAGAUACUGAGGAACAAACAAAGAUGUUGUUUAUUAAAGAGGAGCGUAAAGACAUGAAGAUUGAAGAAACAUUCAGAGUCAAACAUGAAGAUACUGAGGAACAAACAGACCUGAUGACACUGAAAGAGGAGAGUCAAGAACUCAGUGUUCAACAUGAGAAAUAUGAUUUCAUGACUGGAGAAAAAUCAAUUAUUUGCUUGCAUACUGAAAAGAUUCAAAAGACAGCAAAUAGAAGUUAUUUCACCUGCCAACAGUGCGGGAAAGGUUUCACCAGAAAAGGAAAUCUUGAAGUUCACAUGAGAGUUCACACUGGAGAGAAACCUUUCACCUGCCAACAGUGUGGAAAGAGUUUCAUUAAAAAAACAAACCUUAAAACCCACAUGAGAAUUCACAGUGGAGAGAAGCCUUACACAUGCCCUCAAUGUGGAAAAAGUUUUAAACAUAAACACCACCUCGAUGACCACAAGAGAAUUCAUACUGGAGAGAAACCUUUCACCUGCCAACAGUGUGGAAAGAGUUUCGCUCACAAAGGAAACCUUGGAGAUCACAUGAGUGUUCACACUGGAGAGAAACCUUUCACCUGCAAACUGUGUGGAAAGAACUUCAUUCGAAAAUCAAACCUUAAAUACCACAUGAGAAUUCACAGUGGAGAGAAGCCUUUCAUAUGUUCUCAAUGUGGAAAAAGUUUUAAACAUAAACACCACCUCGAUGACCACAAGAGAAUUCAUACUGGAGAGAAACCUUUCACCUGCCAACAAUGUGGGCAGAGUUUCGCUCACAAAGGAAACCUUGGAGACCACAUGAAAGUUCAUUCUGGAGAGAAGCCUUUCACCUGCAAACUGUGUGGAAAGAACUUCAUUCGAAAAUCAAACCUUAAAUACCACAUGAGAAUUCACAGUGGAGAGAAACCUUACACAUGUUCUCAAUGUGGAAAAAGUUUUACACACAAACAACACCUCAAUGCCCACAUGAGGAUUCAUACUGGAGAGAAACCUUUCACCUGCCAACAUUGUGGAAAGAGCUUCACUAAAAAAGGAAACCUUAAAAAACACAUGAAGAUUCACACUGGAGAGAAGCCGUUUACAUGUGAUCAGAGUUUUGAAUGUAAAGUAGCACUUUAACGUGUUCAGUCACACCGGUGUGAUUAUUGUUCAGUGUCAGUGUUUUAGCAGUACGGAACUGCUAAAUUCAGAUAUGCUUUCGUGUUUGGCUGGUUUUGAGCCAGAGGUGGACGUCGUGCCCAGCGUUUGUUAUAUCCCUUAUGAAAAUGCCACAAAAGACUGCUUUGUAAGUAAUCUUCCUGACUUAUCUCAAUUCCUCAGCAUAUCAAAUAGCUCAGAAAAAUGUUUUCUAACAUUUUAGCUACGGAUGCGCCUCUAAGCUUAAGAAAGAUUAAGAAAAAUAGUCUGACACAGUGGUAUAAUGAGCACACUUACGCUCAUUGCACUCGACUGGAUGAAAUCAAAACUAGAGGUAUUCCAUAUUGCAUGGCAGGAAGGUACCUUCUCCUACAGAAAAGCAUUAAAAACCGCUAGAUCUGAAUAUUUUCUUCUCUUUUAGAAGAAAACAAACCCAGAUAUUUAUUCAAUAUAGUGGCUAAGUUAAUGAAAAAUAAAGCAUCAACAUGUAUUGAUAUUUCAUAGGAGCCUAACAGUAAUGAUUUUAUGAACUACUAUACUUCCAAAAUCAAACUAUUAGGGAUAAAAUUAUAACCAUGCAGCCGUCAGCUACAGUAUCGCAUCAGACAGUACACUAUAGAUCUCCUGAGGAACUAGGGUUGUCAAUUUUCGAUCAUUUCAACGUCAUUUAAAUUAAUAAUCAAUUAGUCGAUUAAUUGUUAACCUUGUUGCAAUGCUGCAAAAUGCGUCUAUUGCAGCGGCACGCAGUCACCUGUAUGACUGGAUAUGCAAAAGCCAUUUAAAAAAAAAAAAAAAAAAAAGAUUUCUUACCCGAAUUGAAAGGGUUUUAGUCUGAAUAAAAUGCUAGUAGCAGGAUUAUAAAAUUAAUAGACGUGAUUAUGAUCAUUUGAUAAAAUUAAGAGAGUGCGCCGUACGUCAGAGAUCAUUUUACUUUGUUGACUGUUUCCUAUCCCGUCACGGAGACUGCUUAACGUGCCUCUUUAAAUGGUUUCGUGGUCCUCGUUGUUGUAUUUUUAAACACAAUUGCGAUUGUUUUCAACUGACAUUAUGGCAUUUAAAAUAAAAUGAUUAGAAAUGUAAUUGUGGCGCAUGUGGCUGCGCUGCACAAUCAGUGAACUGCUUCCAUCGGCGCUGCUGCAGCAAAACACACUGUUGUUAACAUUUAAACAUUUUUAUGUGAUUAUUAUGACCAGUACUCAAUUGGAUCCUGCUGGAUCCUGUUGCAGAAAAUACCAGAUUUUUAAUUUUUGCAUUCCGGCCUAUUGGUUUUUAAAAAUCCGGCAUUUAAAGAUGCAUUAGAUUGUGACAGUGCAUGCGUGCAGACGAGGAUGGAGCGAGGGUUUUGUUGGAUUUAUUUGGAGGUUAUUGCUCACGUCUCAUUCAGUACAAAUCCAAAUGUUUCCAUAUUCGCAAUGUAUUUUAAUGUUAAACUAUUAUUUAUAAUGUAAACUAGGCUUGUACUUUAAACACAUUCACAUAUAUACGGAAAAGAUCCUCUUCACAUGAGCAAAAACGUCUUUGGCAUAACAGCAGAGUGGACCGGUAUACUACAGUCUAUUUAAACUGACCAGUGUAACCUUUUAUAUGUUUGGUUGACUGUAUUUUAUUUUGAUAAUGAACAGACUGCAAUCCAAGUUUGAAUUGCUAGAAUAUGUGGGGUGUUGAGGUGCCCGUGUUUUCGAACACCUGUGACAUAAAAAAAAAAAAAUAAUUUUGGCGUAAAGGCCCCGAUAUACUUCAAACGAAACUGAAGAACGAACUGAUAUGUUGUCAUUUAGAAAAAAAUCAGGCCGAAACAAAGUUUGUUUUGGCAGUUCGAAACAGCUGACCAAAGCGAACUUUCUGAGGGAGGCGGCUGUUAGUGAGCCGACACUGCCGCAUCUGAGCCGGAAUCGUCCCCACACAAGUGUAUAUCAUGCUGGACGUGGCCCGGGUUAAUUUUUAAUAUCUACUUUAUUGUUCACUAAUAGUUCAUUUAAAAUUGAUACGCAGCCAAAAUGUUUACUUUCAUUGUAAUUAUAAAUAUAUAAACAUCUGAUUGUGAUGAAUGCAUUUUUGAAGUAAAGAACUCACUUGAUUAAGUUGGCAUGAGAAAAACUUAUUUACACAACAAUUUAUUUGCAAAACUAUGCAAUUACAGCAAAAAAAAAGUUAUACAGAAAGUAUUUAUAUAUAGAACAACAUUUAGCGAAAUUACCCUUGCAUUUAUUUAUACUUAGAAACUAAAAUUUAACACGUAUAAACAAACACUCAGGUGACACUUUACAAUAAGAUUUCAUUUGUUAACAUUAGCUACCUACUCAACAUGAACUAACAUGCCAAAUACUUGAUAUUAACCUUAGUUAAAUGUAGUUAAUAUAUUAACCUAGUUAAUUUCAACAUUUACUAAUACAUUUUUAAGAUCAAAAGUUGUGCCUGUUGACAUUAUUUAAUGGAUCAGAGCGAACAUGAACUAACAAAGAACAGUUGUUGUUUUUUAACAGUAUCAAAGAUUAAUGCAUAUUGUAACAAAUGUAUUGCUCAUUGUUAUUUAAUGUUGAUUUCAACAUUUAAAGAAGUGUGAAGUCUCCACACUGAAAAUUACUGCUCCAGAAGAAUUUAUUCAAGCAAUGUUUCGACCCUCAGGUCUUCAUCAGGCACAAUAUCAAUGAAAAAUGUCAACUUUAAAUAGACACAGGUGAUCACCUUAAUUAGGCACACCCAAGAAAUCAUGUGAUAAAUACAAGUUUUUUUUGUAUUUUUAAUUUCAACAUUUACUAAUAUUAACUAAUGAUACCUUAAUUGUAAAGAGACACCAAAACUUGAACAACACAUUAGUAAAUGGCAAAGUUUUAAAAUUAAAAACAUUUUGUACUUUUAUUUAUCUAAUCAUUCACAACAGGGUUCCUUAAUUAGUUUUCGCUGGGGGCCGAAUUCUUCCAAUGACACCAAGCCAAGGGCCACUGACCUAGGCUAUAUACAGGUGCAUCUCAAUAAAUUAGAAUGUUGUGGAAAAGUUAAUUUAUUUCAGUAAUUCAACUCA